ACCGAUAAUGGUCGUGAGUUUACAGUGGAAGUAAUUCGUGAAUUACUUACUAUAUGGUCUGAUAUUCACAUUAUUAAUAGGCACCCAAGGUACCCACAGAGUCAAGAGCUUGUAGAAUAUGCGAACGAUAUACUUCAACAAAAAGUAUCUAAAUGGAUAGAAGAUAUGCAAAGAAGAGAUUAG
Racocetra persica is the source of this 183-nucleotide messenger RNA. Lineage: Eukaryota; Fungi; Glomeromycota; Glomeromycetes; Diversisporales; Gigasporaceae. The record is from the annotation of a GenBank genome assembly.